Colletes gigas is the source of this 2513-nucleotide messenger RNA. RefSeq names its product arginyl-tRNA--protein transferase 1 (gene Ate1). Lineage: Eukaryota; Metazoa; Arthropoda; Insecta; Hymenoptera; Colletidae. Gene Ontology annotation, biological process: protein arginylation. Gene Ontology annotation, cellular component: cytoplasm. Gene Ontology annotation, molecular function: arginyl-tRNA--protein transferase activity. The transcript has 8 exons. The record is from RefSeq and is a predicted model, not a curated record. The coding region runs from base 146 to 1681 and encodes 511 amino acids.
UGCUUUUCUGGCAUCACUGAAUAUUAACAUGAAAAGUAGUAGAAUGUGUCGAGAUUUGUGAAAUCAAGAUAAACAAUAAGACGUAUUCAAUGAUUAGAAGUUAAUAAAACCAACAUGAUAAUAUAAGUACAUAAAAGAAGAAAAGAUGUCGAGGCAAUCGUUUAGUAUUGUUAAAUAUUAUCCAGAACAGGAAAAGGGCAGAUGUGGUUAUUGCAAAAGUCCUGAUACAAACUGCAGUUAUGGUAUGUGGGCGCAGAGGUUAACCGUAGAAGAUUACCAAGCUUUAUUAGACAGAGGUUGGAGAAGAAGUGGUUGUUAUUGUUAUAAACCACUUAUGGAUCAAACCUGUUGUCCUACGUAUACCAUAAAAUGCGAAGCGCUUCAGUUUAAAAUUACCAAAUCGCAGAAGAAGAUCCUGAAAAAAAUGGGAAGAUUUUUGAGAAACGAACUGAACAAGGACGACACUAUGGAUACGAGCGAAGAUGAUGAUGUCAGAGACAUCGGAGAAUUUCCUAACUAUAGUAAACAUCUUCGAGAAACGGAAGACUGUGGUUUCGAAAUGGAUGUGAAGUCUGUUAACGAGGAAGUAAAUAACAAAGUACAGCCCGACGUGUCGGAGAAUGAAAAACAGUGUAACGAUCCAGACACUCAACAGAAACAUUCGGAGAGUUUACCAUGCGCGUUGAGUCGUAAAGAAGAUUCGCACGAUAUAUCGCAAAGCGUGGAAUCGGUAGAAAUGAAUUCCGUCAGAGCGCCGUGCAAGAAAGCCAAACUUCUGCGCAUCGAGCGCAAACAAAAGAAGUUACUGGCCCAAGGGAAGACUCAGGACGAAAUAGACGCGAUGUUCAAAGAGAACAAGCAACAAAAUCGUGCUAAAAGUUUAGAGGAAUUGUUCGAAGAAAUGUUGAGCGGAACAAAGAGAUUGGAGCUGAAACUAGUUAGAACUUCGCCAAUGAGCUCCGGAUACAUAAAGACUUCGAAUGUAUCUUACGAACUGUAUAAAAAAUAUCAGACAAUAGUACACGGAGAUCCAGCAGCGAAGGUUACAGAGGAACGAUAUGCGAGAUUUCUUGUGAAAUCGCCUUUGCAGCAAUGGAAACCAAGCAAUGGCCCGCCCACCGGAUACGGUACCUUCCACGAACAAUAUUGGUUAGACAAUGAACUGAUAGCCGUCGGAGUGAUAGACAUUUUGCCGGCGUGCAUUUCGAGCGUAUAUUUUUUUUACGAUCCAGCGUAUGCUCAUCUCUCCCUUGGAACAUUUAGCUCUUUAAGAGAGGUUUGCUUGACGAGGGAACUGAACCGAUCGGCGGAAAACUUGAAAUAUUAUUAUAUGGGAUUUUAUAUACACACAUGCCCGAAAAUGCGAUAUAAAACACGGAUGAAACCAUCGAAGCUGCUCUGCCCUGAAACGUACAGGUGGUUCGACGUGGAGCCUUGCCUGCGGAAAUUGGACAAAGAGAAAUACAGCAGACUGAACGACGACAUCGACGCUAUCGACGAAGAUGGCGUUAUUAAUGUCAACGAGGUAUGCAUAAUACAUGCCAAGGUUAAAAUGACUUUCAGAGCUUUCAAAAUACUGAUCAAACCGACUGUUACUAAAGAAGAGGAAGAAGAGGUCGAAGAGUACGCUCGUUCGGUCGGAAUGAAGUGCGCGCGAAGUAUGUAUCUCUACCGUCGUUAAAACCAGGCUGCGUACUGGUCACAGUUAGUAUAUUUCUUUUCGCGUUGCGAUAGCGAUUCGUUGUUUUCACGGACGAACAAGUCACUAAAAAAAAGCUAGUUCUAAGACGCGAUUAACCUUUUAACUGGAAUGUUAAAUCUACGAAAAACGCAUUCUGUCCUCGACGUGACAAAUCCAUUACGACGAGUUAAUUCGUCGCACAAUAGAAACGCAUUCUCCAUUGGCGAAUUAACUCGUCGUCCCCCCCCGGUUAAAAGUUUUUAACAUUCAGCGAAUCGAGUGAAACUUAACAGCUUCGAAUAAAGUAUUUAUGAUAAUAAGUGUACGGAAAGUUGAAUGAAAAUAAAAAAAGAAAUUAGUUCUGUUGAGAUGCAUUUUUUAACGUACAUGCAUUAAUUAUUGCUUUUAUGAAUAUUACGAACGAGUUUCCGACGACAGAAACGAAACAUUACCUAUACAUUACAGAAUACCGGUAUAAUGUAUCUGUUGCUUUGAUUAUCUUCCUAAUAACCGAGAUCUUAGAUGUAUGAUGUCCGGUUGAAGAAGAUGAGUCAUGUAAUGCAGCUCUGACGUUCUUGCACAAUGUCGUAUUCGGAACUGGUCGAAAAUAUUUCGAUUUCAAAACACAGAAAACACUUUAGGGGGCCAUUCUACCUUGCAGGCACGAAAAAUACAUGUUUGUGAUUUUUUUUUGCGGGCUAUCAAAGAGCAAUUAAUUCCGGGUUUUGUAGGUACGUUUAUUAUAUAUUUAGCUAUAUUUACGAAUUUUUUUAAUGCAUGAUAUCUAUCGAUUACGCUGUUUUUGUUGAUCAACAAACAACAGUUUUUACGA